GGCAGGCAAGCAAGCAGGCAGGCAGGCAGGCAAGCAGGCAGGCAGGCAAGCAGGCAGGCAAGCAGGCAGGCGAACACACAAGCAGCUGGAGCACAAAGCGUGGAGUUGAGGUGACUCUGAGACAAGGAAAAAACACAAGACGUAAGCCACACAGGCAAAAUCCAAAAACAGGAGAAACAACUGAUGGAAGAUACUGAGAGGCAGUUAGGAACAUCUACCACUUAGUAGGAGUAUACUCGGGCAAUGAACAGUUCUGAGACCUCAGCUUAAGUAGACCCACCACCAGCUCAUCAGGGAAUUGCCUGCACCUGGCCCAGCCUGCAGGGAAAAACCACGCCCACUCACACUCACACACACGCACACACCCACACACACACACACUCACACACACACAGGUCAGGACAUGUCAUGGCAUGAAGUUAUUCAUGUUGCUGCUUAGUGGCAGUUUAAUUUAACAAAUAAUGCAUCUUGCUGUAUUUUUGUCUCUAAGUGAAAAUUAGCACCACAACAUACUGUUCUCAUGUUUGAUGCAGAAGUACGCGACUCUGCACAGUUGUACGUGAUAGGUUCUGAUGUCACAUAGGAGACAGCUAAACGUGAUGGCUGUAUGGGCAUGAACAUACAAAAGUAGUAAAAAUGUAUGGAAGUGGUCCAGCCACCCAUGUUUUGUAUGUAUGUCAUUUUAUUAUCGAUAUGUUUUAGGGAAUUUAUACCAAAUGAGCAACUUGUGAGUAAUGAAGUAUCAGUCCCGCAGAGACGAUCUGCUCAUCCCUAAAUUUCCACCAAUGAAAAAGUAAAUGUUCAGUUAAAGAGCAGCUGUGUAACUACACAUUUCACACCAUCAGAGACACUAAACACUUAUGAACAUACAAAGGUUUUUGUUCAAAUGUCCAUAUUUGCAAUUAAAAAAGAGCUCAUCCCUACUGUUCACACUGUUUUCCACUGUGUGAUCAGAGUAUACCAGUAAAUAUUUUUUUCUUGAGGAUUAUUUUUGCUGACUGACUUUCAUCUAUAAAUCUUUCCUAUUCAUUUUUUCUUAAACAAACAUGCCCUACAUAUUUUCUACUAACUUGUGUGUUAAACUUACACACUGAAUCAAAUAAAGCUGAUUCUUGACAAAUUGGGUAUACAGAUACAUAUAUCAUAUGCAUAUCUGUGUGUGUCUGAAAGAACAGGGUACUAAAGAGUGAACGCCCAGGAAAUCUGGACAGGGGAGGAGUUGGAGUAUGUUUUCACAACUGGGGCUGAGCCUCCAAUUACAAUAGAAACAAUGUUAUGCAAUGGGAAGCGAGAGGAGGGACAGAAAUGUUUGCUUGACUGAGGAAAAACUACAGCAGGAAAAGAGGGAAGUGUCAGAAAUACAGCAGAGAAAGAAGCGGUGUUCAGCAUGGCAUUUAAUCGGGGCAUGUUACCUCCUCGACCAGAGCUGUUUGAUUUCCAUGGAGUCUCAAUGAGCCACUAUUUCACAGACAACUGGGAGAACGUUCAAAACUUCCAGGCCAGACCAGAUGACAUACUUAUUGCAACAUACCCCAAAGCAGGAACCACAUGGGUCUCCUACAUACUCGACCUGCUGUAUUUUGGUCAAACAGAGCGACAGCAAUCCAUCCCAAUCUUUGACAGAGUGCCUUUUUUGGAGAUCAUGGUCCCGUCUUUGGGUUCAGGAAAAGACCUGGUGGACAACCUCCCCACCUCUCCUCGGCUCAUUAAGACUCACUUUCCAGUCCAAUUUGUGCCAAAGUCCUUUUGGGAGCAAAAUUGCAGGAUCAUCUAUGUGGCCCGCAAUGCCAAAGACAACAUGGUGUCUUAUUUUCACUUCGAUCGCAUGAACAUGGUUCAGCCAGAGCCUGGAGACUGGAACAACUACAUCCACAGAUUCAUGGAGGGAAAGCUGGUGUUUGGAUCCUGGUAUGACCAUGUGAAUGGCUGGUGGAAGAAGAAACAGAGUAAUUCGAAAGUCCAUUACGUGUUCUAUGAAGAUCUGGCUGAGGACACUGGACGGGAAAUAGACAAACUUUGCAGUUUUCUUGGAUUGUCUCGCUCAGAUGAGGAGAAGAAAAGAGUAGCAGGUGGUGUGCAGUUUGAUAACAUGAAAAAGGACAACAUGGCUAACUAUUCUACAAACGCAGUUAUGGAUUUCAAAAUUUCGCCUUUCAUGAGAAAAGGAAAAGUUGGUGACUGGAAAAACCAUUUCACUGUUUCCCAGAAUGAACAGUUUGAUGAAGACUACAAGAAAAAGAUGACGGACCUCACACUUCAGUUCCGCACUGAAAUUUAAACAGGACCGCACAGGCUGUGUUUAUUUGGAGAUGAGUCUGUGGCGUUUCUGUGAGAUUAUCACCUUCAUUGCCUCAGCGGAUCUCAAACUUUGUUAUAGCCCCCUUCAGAAGCCAAAAUGUUUGUGCCUCCCAACCUACAGCUCUCUAUCAAUUAUUAACAUUAACUUUGGAAGCAAGUAAUAAAAAAAAAAUAAAUAAAGAUCAUUGUGAUAGAAUUAGCAAACUCCUGCUUGUUUAAUUUCCUUAAAUCAAUCACAUUCAUUCAAAUUUCUGUCACUCUCAAUAUUUUCCCCCCAAAUCAUCCACGGGACUCCUUAAAAACAGGGUUUUGCCUGGGGUCAAUGCCCUUAGUGCUGCACACAGAGCGUUGUGUGCCUGAUUUACAUUGUCUUUAGCACACAUUGGGCUUUCAUCACUUGCUGGAUAAGAUAGAAAAAGCCUAACCUAAAAGUUGUUUAUUAACAUAAUCUCUGCCUUAACUCCUAAAUUAAACCCACAGUGGAGCUCAUCCCUAACUGUAACUUCACACAGAGACACAGAGAUAAUUUCUUAUUUUUCUGUGAUCAUCGAUUUACAAAACUACUUGUAGGUUUUUGUUCCUUGUACUGCUGGCAUGUCUGCAACUGCAACUAAAACUUCCUGCAAUUUUUUGAAUGACUUUUAGCUGACUGCUAAUAAAUUCUCACAUUGACCAUCUUAACGCUACACUGAAAAAUAUGUACAACUACAUAGUCCUUAAAUAUACUGACAUUUCAAUUUAGUGUCAUGCAUCAAAAACAUUAGAAACCCAGCACAAAGAGACUUACAAGGUAUCAGUUUCAAUGUAUACAGGUGUGAGACCAAAUAAAAAAGUUAUACAAAAA
Messenger RNA from Plectropomus leopardus (leopard coralgrouper), 3142 nucleotides. Its product is annotated as cytosolic sulfotransferase 3-like. NCBI's taxonomy places the organism in Eukaryota, Metazoa, Chordata, Actinopteri, Perciformes, Serranidae. The record is from RefSeq and is a predicted model, not a curated record. Gene Ontology annotation, molecular function: sulfotransferase activity.